AAAAAAAAAAAAAAAAAAAAAAAAAAAAAAAAAAAAUACGAUAGGUGAUAGUAAAAAUGUAUAUAUAUAUAUAGCGAACAUAAUAUCCCCCGUGAAGCAAAGGAAGCAAAAACUGUACAAAAACGACGUUAACGUUAUAGAAAGACAACAAUAAAACGGAUCAAACGCUAAAAGACUGAGAUGUAGAUUCAGAGCAAAAGAGCUGAAUGAUAUUCGCUACUUUCGUCUCUUUUUACAAUUAACCUGCGACAUAUCAACGUAAAAUUAUUAAAGUACACCUGUGCACCAUUUGGAAACUUAAACAUCAUACACGACUUGGCAAAAUAUAAAACAACAAAUGGAAUACGAAGAAAUUUAGUGUUUUCUACGCAACAUGAAGUGAAUGGAAUAAAUACAUGUAGCAAAAAAAAAAAAAAGUGUUUUCUCCAUUUCGAGUGCGGUGCGGGUUCUAGAUACACAACCACACGUAGUGCGUGCAAAAUUUUUUCCGAAAAGAUUGAGGGCGAAGUUCAAAAGCCAAUUUACGAGAGGGGAGCCCGGAAGCGUCUCUCUCUGUGUACCUCUUCAAGCGCUGGGCAGAAGAAAUGGGUUGUGGACAGAGCAAAAUCGGCAACCUCUACUCGAAGAACAAGAAAAACAAGAGCAACGUCAAGAGAAACGGCUUCUCCAUUCGCUCGGCGUCCAUAGAGCAAAAAAACGGCAACAACAAGCCGAGCAAGACCAACAACAACGGGGCCGAUGUGAACAGGAACGAGGAACAGAAUGGAUCGCUCGACAAGAACCAGGCGAAAAAGAAGCCCGUCGUGCCCGGCGGCACGCCUCUGCUGCAACAGACAGAAAUAUCAAACAGCCAGCUGGACUUCUUCAGGAUGCUCGACGAAAAAAUCGAGAACGUAAGUAUCUUGCCACUUGAAUCGAAUGCACAGAAAGCAAACAAGAUGAAUGUAUAG
This is a messenger RNA of Copidosoma floridanum, 950 nucleotides long. RefSeq names its product target of wingless (gene tow). The record is from RefSeq and is a predicted model, not a curated record. NCBI's taxonomy places the organism in Eukaryota, Metazoa, Arthropoda, Insecta, Hymenoptera, Encyrtidae.